Molecule: messenger RNA, 5878 nt
Organism: Armigeres subalbatus
Lineage: Eukaryota; Metazoa; Arthropoda; Insecta; Diptera; Culicidae
Gene: Atx-1
Product: ataxin-1-like
Exons: 5
Coding region: 762-3437 (891 amino acids)
Biological process (GO): regulation of DNA-templated transcription
Molecular function (GO): protein binding; RNA binding
Source: RefSeq, a predicted model, not a curated record
CGGCAGCAGCGGCUGUACAACACACCUCACGGUUUGAGCCGGCCCCAGGAGGCGAUGAAGCGGCAGUAGCCUGUACGAGUUCGAUCGGGGCAGAUCCGCGCAAUCUCUACACGGUCGCGUCGUCCGCGGUCAGAGUCUACUUAGAAUUGCGGCAUUCCAAGCCAGAAUUUGUAGCACUUUCGGGCAUUUGUGCAACGGUCACGAGACGUUCGUGCGAACGUUGUAGUGUAACUAAGCUAAGCCACAUACCUACCGACAUAUAACUACGUAAAUACCUGUUCGACGGCUACUGUGCUCGUGAAUAUCGCGCCCGCAUCGUCUGAAAUAACAAACCGCAGGAACGAAAGCACUGCGGAGCCAAAGAGAGAAAAAACAGAUUUUUCGAUAGAAUUACGUCAAUAGAAUUGAUUUUUAAUGGAUUCCAAUGUAGAUGGAAGUGAGUUCAGUCCGACAAGAGCUGAUAGCAACAAGCAGCAAGAGGAAAAAGGUGAAACCAUAACGAGCUCUCGCUGGAUGAUGGUGUAGUGGUAAACAGUGUGCAGUGAAGAGAAGUGGAAGAAUUUGUUUUUUUUUCGGGUUCGGUCCGAUAUCUACGUGUAUAUUUAUUAUACGAGCCAGAGAGUUUGUAUGGAAAACAUCAACGGUUUAUCAGUGGAACAUCAUCAGAAGCAGAUUUGUUUUCGACUACCAUCGGAGACAACACCGCCCGUCGGUCGGGAGCCUCGGCGCUGUAUCACCAACAAGCUGACAAAAUACGGCCAAUGCUUUCGGCCGUGGAGAACCUAGGAUCCGGCCGGGUUUACGCCCAUCCGUUUCCAGGUACGGCGGCCCCCUCGUUGCUGGGCCAGCUUCCACUGUCGGCGGCUGGCCUACCGUUGCUAGGGCCCAACAUGGUCGAUAUGUCCGUUGCCGAGUUUGCCCGACCGCAUCCCAAACAGCAGCAGAGGUACAAUGAAGCUCCACGCAAUGGAUUGCUUCCAUCAUCAAGGCCAAAAUACUCGGAGGCGCCACAGUCUCCCCAAAGCGGCCCCGUGAAUCUGGCGGUUAGUCCAAACUUACCAAACCCCCACGGUAGCCAGACGCUGGGUACCACAAAGCUGGCUCACCUUGGAUGUCCAGAUUUUCAUGAACGGGCACUGCAGGCGCAAGCCCAAGCGCGGGCCCAUGCCCAGCACCAACAGCAACAGCAGCAGCAACAACAACAUCAGCAGCAGCUCCAACAACAGCGACAUCAAGAGAAACAAAAGGAAGCCGCGGUAGCCGCUGCUGCUGCUGCCGCGGCUGAUAUUGGAAAGCUAUACUCACCCACAAACCCGCGGUUAUCAUUUUAUUCCAGUCCGCUAGAUAGCAACACGUACUCUGGGUUGAACUAUCCACUGUAUCCAUUUGGAUAUUCUGCAACACAGCUAGAUGCUCGAUUUUUAGGGCAUACCCCGUAUCUAUCGAGUCAACGGGAACCAUACCAUACAGCAUCUCCCUUCCUUACACCUGGCUCAUUCGGUACGCCCGAAAGUCAAAAGCCUAAAAACUACCCCCCAGUUUCCUUAACACACUUGAACAGCCAUAUUGGCCUUAAACCUACCUCUCUUCCGCAAAUACCUCAGGACAAAAUUCCCUCAGCUGAGAGAAGUCCAACAUUGCCACCGUCCUCGUCGUCGUCAGGUCUAUUAGGCAGUACAUACUCAGAUAGGGAACGAGGUUACCCACCCAACGGAUUGCAAACGGGUAUUUCCGAACACUCCUUGCACGGUAAAUACCCAAACAACCACCCUGCCCUACACGAGAAGGAGAACAAACUCGAACAAAAGCAGCACCAUUCUAGUCACCACCAACCGCAGCCGCCGGCACCUCAGCAUCUCUCGAACCCGGGCGCUUUGGCAGGGUCGCCCCUACAGGCCCACCAUUCGUUCCUUCCCCCAGCGCCAUCGUCAAUCGCUCUGUCCUUGCCGUCUUCCACCAGCCAACGCCACCACUCGAUGCCCCAUCCUUCCGCGUCGGGCAGUGGUUUGGCUCACCAUUCCCACCUCCCGCCCCCGGCAACGGAUGGCGGCCCACGUCUCGACCAGCUGCCACAGGAUAAUGAGUUCAAGGUUCCGUCCGGUAAAGAAGGCUCCAUGAAGCACCGAAUUCUGACGCGACCCGCAAGCGAACGAGAUGUACGACGAAGAUCUCCGACAACGAAAUCGACGACUAUUUUUAGGCCAUACGAGAACGGUACGACGACUAACUUUACCAAGGGUGCCCUGAUUCAGCUGGCUGAUGAGUGCAAACGGGUGGAAGAUGUGCGAACCGAAGACCUAGUACAAACCGCCGAGAAGUCCCGGAACCUGCGGCUGGCGGAAUCGACGGCCGUCAAGAUUACUCCGCGUAACAACAAUGUGAUUAUCACGUUCAGCUACGACAACAACCGAUCCCGGAUUGACAUCGAAGCUACGAUCGAACAUCCCUUUUUUGUAUACGGACAAGGCUGGGCCUCUUGUAGUCCGGAAAAGUCGCUGCUUCAUUUUGGCCUCAAGUGCCAAAAGCUGCAAGUCGGCGACAUAUGUCUCUCUUUGAUUCCACGUGAAAAGCCAAAAUCGAGCCAUUCCUCCUCUAGUGCUUCUACAUCGUACCUGGCGCCUCAGCCGGCAACAUCUGGCAGCGGUGGCCAGUUCCUGCCAUCAUCCCAGCAGCUGCACCACCACGACAUCAAUGGCAACCAGACGGCUCUGCACCACCAGCCGCCGUACCACCUCCAGCAGCAUACUCAGUCGAUGGAUCACUCGUCUCGAUCGAGUCGAGACCGAAGCGAAGCCAGCGGUCAACAGCCGCAGUAUCUACCUCAGAAUCUUUCGCGCAAAGCGCCACCUUUCCAUUCGUCAACGAUUCCCACGACGGCCACCACUACAGCCGUUUCCUCUCGACCUUCUGGUACGUUACCGUACAAUAGUUUCCCAUCGGUGCCAGUUUUUUCUAUGCCCUUUUCCGCAGCUAACCUAAGUAAACCCCACGAUCCCUCCCAAUACUCGCCAAAAACAUCUCCCGAUCAUUUGUCCCUCGGUAACCGAUCGGUUCCCAACUCCCAAAGUGCGGCACAUAACUCGGCUGAACAGCCUGUCGCUAUGGUUGUGGAUAAACCUACCCAUUCCUCUUCCUCUUCCACAUCUUCAACAUCUUCGGGCAUUAGCAGUGGUGCGUCGUACACCUCUUCACCGUCCGCUACGAACACCAACCAUGGCGUAGCGAAAACUGGCAGCACGGUUCAGACGGUGGCAACCGAGGCCAGCAACAGUAUGGACGACGACGACUGCGUAAUCGAUGCGUCGAUAUCGCGCAAACGACGGUGGUCCGCUCCGGACGUUUGCGACGAAACAGACUCGGCCAGUCAAGGUCACCAUCAGACGGAAACGCGGGACGGACAAUCUCCGCCGACGAAGAUUCCUCCGAUUAUGACCUAGGUCAUCGGUUUCUACUGAACGCGUAGCUUUAAAUGCUCCUGGUAAGCGUCAGAGCGCAUUUUUAGGUGGAUAUGUGCAAGCACGUUUACGGGUUGUGCUUACUGUUUGUGAUUUAGGAGACUUCGGAUAAAAAAACGACAGAAGGAGUAAAGAUAAAGACUGCCAUUCUCAUUGGGCACAUUGCCCAAACGCAGUCUUCUGUUGUCUCUUAUCUUUUUAUGGUGCAAUUCGUAAACAAAUUUUGUGUAGAUAUAUUGGUGAUUUUGAUAAAUAAUUAGAUCCAGAGAAUAUAUUCGAUUUAUAUAAAAGAAACCUAAACGCUCAUUUGUAAUAUGAAUGAUAGAUGUUUUCUAAAAACAAACUGUUAAAUACAAGGAUGAGAAGUCUCUUUGAGAAAUAUAUUGCACGUUGUUACACAAUCAAACUAAUUUUCACUAUUUUCAAGAUCAAAUUCUGAGUAAAAAGUCAAAAUGUUUGGCAUUAGCUUUACUAGGGACGACGAUAGAGUAUUACAUUUUUAAGGUUAAUUAUUAUAUUUUUUUUUUCAAAUAAAGGUACAGCACAACGUCAACCAUUUCCCUUAGCCAUAGACUAAGGAAUACCUUCAAUUAUUUUACCCGAAUGCAUCUGUGUUUUUUUAUUAGACUACUACUUCUUGACUACUCCUGCCUGAUGUUGUUCUUUUUAGUUAUGGGCCCUGAACUUAGGAAAAAAUCAACAAUUGAGGAGUUUCGCAAUGACUGACUACGAAGUUUCCAGUGUUCGAACCAUGAACAGGGUUUACACAAAUAGCUCUCAAUAGAUAAAUAAAACAUCGAUAAAAGAGAGACGAGAGAGAAAAAAAAAAAAAAUGUUACACAGUUAUAAGACUUUACAAUUCUUCCAUUUACUUGCACUAUAAUCAACUUGUUUUUUGUACAAACAUAACGUUUUUCGUUUUCUACUUGAAAACUUCUUCAGUGUUUUGUAAUCGACUCGAUAACGACUUUGGGGAAGUUGAUCUUAAACUAAUUAAAGAAUCCAUAAAAAGAAUCUGCUUUUUAUACCGACAAAUGCAUGAAUAUGAAUAGUUGACCAACCUAUCAAAAAUAUUCGAAAUAUUGUAAACUCGACGCUUUUUUUGCUCAUAGCUCGACUUGAAAUACAUUUUCGUCAAUUCAACUAAACAAAAAAAGUUCAAAAUACUUAAAAUCCAGUGAAAAUUCAACCUAAGUCUUCUCAUGUUAUAUUGAAUGAGUACAAACCUAUAAGUAAAACCUAUGUAAGUAGUAUGUUUCUCAAAGAAAUUUCUUCAGUCAUGUAGCAAAAUUUUUCUUGUGCAUUCAUACUAAAGACAAAAGUUAAAAAAAGAUGUAUGAAAAUAUAAUAUUCUGUCAAAAAUAAAAUGCUAUUGAUGUGAUUCAGAAACUGAAAAGUAUUGAUUGGAAUCAAAUAUAAUUCGUUGUUGACACUUAGCCAAGAAGCAAGAAGAAAUCUAUACGCUAGAGCGAUAAAGAAGUUGUGUACACAUAAAUUUUAUUAAUUUACUUCCUAGACAAUUAGCUAAGAGCAGUAGACGUAGGAUUUCAUUGGAAAACAUGCCAUGCUACAAAUUAUUGAUAGAUACAAACAAAACAGUGGCCAAGCAAAUGCAGGUUUCAAAACAAAACUGGUUGAACAGAUUCUAUGAACGAACAGAAUGAACGAUGGCCACAGUUGUAACGUAUAAAUGCAUACACAGUAUGGACAAACACUUUGUAAAAUAAAGUAAGCAUUACACUUUACACAUCGACAUACAACAAAAAAAAGGAAAAGAGUUGACACUAGUAAUGUUCUCGGGGCAUUUAAAACAAAUAAAUCGGAACUGAACAUGUGGUUAGACAGUGAACGAAAACAUAGUUAAAACAAAACAAAAAAGAAAUCCUACAUAUAUUUUUUUCCUAUAGCUGCAAAAGUCAGAUUGUAUGUGCCUUUCGGAAAAUAAACAUAGGUUUUUAUUUUUUCGAAGAGUGAAACCGUAAGUACAUUCGGUAAUAGUAAAUUAUAUGCCUUUUUAUAUUACACAUUGAGAGAUGACACUUACAUACACACAUACAGACAGUCUGUCGGAUUGAAAAUCUGCAGAAGCUCAUUCAAGAUUUAUUGACACGGAUACAAAUUUGGGAAACCCAAGAUAUAACAUUUAUAGCGCCGCAUAGCAGCAGUUCAAGAGAGAAGUUAGUGGAUAAAUGUGUAUGGUGAAGAAAGAGAAGUACUAAGAAUUAUUUUUUUCCUGAGGAUGAUGACAAAUUAUUACCCGUGAGAGUACUCAAAAGAACAGUGCUUAGCUAGAGACUUUGAAAAAUUAUGCACAAAUUAAAGUAAAAGGAAACUUGCAAAACCUGCAGUGUAUAAGAUUGUAAGCUAAUGUUGUAAAUUAAUGUCAAUCAAAUUGGAAAACAAAUAAAUAUCAAAAAAUAUAA